AUGGUGUACGGGGGAAAGCCGAGUCGAGGUUGCGCCACGUGCAAAAAGCGAAAGAUAAAAUGCGAUGAAGGUCGACCGACAUGCACGCAAUGUGAGAAGAGCUCGCGAGUUUGCCUGGGUUACAAGGAUGAAUCAGACUAUAUCUUUCGGAACCAAACCGAAAAGGUGACCAACAAGAUUACAAAAACACGAAAGCCGCGAGCAUCCAGGUCUCCUGAUUCGACACUCAGCAAAGAUACCGUGAUAACACACCCGAAGGCUGUUACGUCCAAUGCGCUGAUGGACGUGACGGUCGCCUCAAAGAACCCUCAGUCAAAAUCUUGCACGUAUGACAACAUGGCGCUCAUUCAGAGGCCUUUGCAAGGCAACUUAGCAGCCUCAACAACCAUCUGUCAGCAACCCACUUUCUCGAUCGAGGAAGAAGUCGUCGAUGUAUACUUCAGAAACUUUGCUCGUUUGUACAAAAGUCAAGACACCGUCCGUGGAUUUCUUCCAUUCCUGGCUCCUAUGUACGGCACUUCCUCUAAGGGAUCGUUGUUACGUACUGCGACUCAUGCGGCAGCUCUCUGUGCUAUAUCACAACUACCCGAUCAGAAGCACUUACAGUUCCGUGCAGCCGAUACUUAUGGAAAGGCUAUGCGUAUCGCUGCUGGCGCUCUCCAGGAUCCGAUACAAGCAACAUCGGACGAGACUUUACAAGCGACUUUGUUGUUGUGUACGUACGAGUCAAUAAAAGCUACAGACAACUCCAUCGAGGCGUGGUCAAAUCACGUCGAUGGUGCAAGUGCGAUCGUCCAAGGUAGGGGGAUGCAACAACUCGAGAGCGAGCAAAGCCUGGCACUUUUUCGCGCAGCAAGAACGCACAUGCUCAUCAACUGCAUAAGACAAGGCAAGCCGACCAAACAGCUCGAAGCAGGAAUGAACUGGCUAUGUGAUACCACCGAAGACGACCCACUUGCCUAUCUCACUCACUGCACCAUCGAACUCCCGUCAUUGAUGGAAAAGUCACGACGCGUCUUCGAGCGACAACGCAACGCGGAAAGCAUGGCGGCCAUGGAGGUGUUGAUAGAACGAGCAUGCCAUCUGGAAGCCAGGAUGCAGAAUUGGGCUGCUUCACUGUCUGAUGAGUGGCUGCCAUACACGACCGCCUACAUACCAGAGAAGCCAGCGAACCCCCUUGACGCGGAAGCAUGGGUAGGUCCCGUGCACGCCUUUGUCGACGCGCACAAAGCCAGCGUUCUGAACAAGUUACACUCAUGCCACAUGCUUUCUGCUGCGGUGAUUCUCAACGGAUUAGAAUGGCUUCGACCACACGACUAUCCUAUGGACGAUCGCUACAUACACACACUGUGGAUUGAACAACGCACCGUCGACGAAAUCUGCUCGAGUGUGCCAUUCUUUCUGGGCAUAGGAAAACAGAGAGCGCGCACACCAGAUCAGAUCGAUACGAUCGCUGAUCUGAUUGGUGGUUACUCGCUCAUUUGGCCUCUUCAUGCGGCCGCGAGCUGCCCUCGUAUUUCAAAAGAUCAGUGGCUGUACAUCUAUGGUCGUCUGGCCAAGAUAGCGAAAGAUUGUGGGUUGGAGCAAGCUCUUAUCAUCCCCUUGGACAGAAAGGAACAGUUCGUUCCUGGAGUGUGA
Molecule: messenger RNA, 1638 nt
Organism: Aureobasidium namibiae CBS 147.97
Lineage: Eukaryota; Fungi; Ascomycota; Dothideomycetes; Dothideales; Saccotheciaceae
Exons: 5
Coding region: 1-1638 (545 amino acids)
Biological process (GO): regulation of DNA-templated transcription
Molecular function (GO): DNA-binding transcription factor activity, RNA polymerase II-specific; zinc ion binding
Source: RefSeq, a predicted model, not a curated record